AUGGCGAUCGGAAAGAAGCGUUUGGAUAUGAGGAAAUAUAAUGUUUGUGGAGUUAAAUUUACAGGAAAUUAUCCUGAACUUCCACCAUGUGAUUUUACACCAAAGUCGUACAAGGGCCCUGACUAUGACGCGGUACAAAAUAUAAGACAGGGCCGGUUAGUGCCCUGCAUCACUUCGUAUUAUAAAAAGCCAGUAUUAAUACAUCAAGGAAAAAUGCAAUGGUUAUGGGAUCAUACAGGAAAAAGAUAUUUAGAUAUGUUUGGUGGAAUUGUUACUGUCAGUGUUGGUCAUUGUCAUCCGAAAGUCAAUGCAGCUUUGGCUGACCAAAUGGAUUCUCUAUGGCACACCACAAAUAUUUAUAUGCACCCAAAAAUACAUGAAUAUGCCCAAAGAUUGACUGAUAAAAUGCCAGGUGACCUCAAGGUAGUUUAUUUUGUAAAUUCCGGCUCGGAAGCGACUGAUCUCGCCAUGAUGAUGGCCCGCCUGCACACCGGACACCACGACAUUCUGUCCUUCCGGAAUGCUUAUCACGGCAUGGGCACUGCAGCCAUGGGAAUAACAGCACACAGCACAUGGCGCUAUACAAUUCCAGUAUCACAAGCUGUACACCAUGUAAUGAAUCCAGAUCCAUAUCAAGGAAUUUGGGGUGGCGCACAUUGUAGAGAUUCUCCAGUGCAAACAGACCGAAAAUGUGAUUGCGACAUCGAUCAUUGUCGUGCUGGUGAUCUUUAUUAUAAGCAGUUAAAAGAAGUUUUCAAAUAUUCUCUGCCAAGAGGACGAGUUGCUGCAUUUUUUGCAGAAUCCAUACAAGGAGUCGGUGGGACCGUACAAUACCCUAAAAAAUAUUUGAAACGAGCUCAUGCCCUAGUCAAAGCUAAUGGAGGAUUGUAUGUUGCAGAUGAAGUUCAAACUGGUUUCGGUCGUACUGGUACCCACUUUUGGGGUUUUGAAGGACAUGGAGUUCAACCGGACAUCGUGACAAUGGCUAAAGGUAUCGGAAAUGGUUUUCCUUUAGCAGCAGUUGUGACUACAAAAGAGAUAGCAUCGUGUCUUACGCAAGCUUUGCAUUUUAAUACAUAUGGGGGCAACCCGUUGGCGUGCGCCACUGGCCUAGCCGUUCUCGAUGUUCUAGAAGAAGAAAAACUACAACAAAACGCUUUGGAAACUGGUACGUAUCUUCUGGAAGGUCUGGCGGGUCUCAGGGAUCGUUACAAAUGCGUCGGUGAUGUCAGAGGCAAAGGUCUUAUGAUAGGAGUCGAACUCGUUGACGGUCGUAAAAGCCGAACCCCCAUGUCUGCUCCACAUUUCGUGGAUAUUUGGGAGCACUGCAAAGACAUGGGGCUGCUAUUGGGACGAGGAGGCUUGAACGCCAAUGUAUUAAGAAUAAAGCCACCAAUGUGUAUCACAAAAGCUGAUGUUGACUUCACAGUUGCAGUUUUGGAUAAGGCAUUACGGACACAUGCUGUGAAAACUAAACGAAGUGCCAAUCAUUAA
Molecule: messenger RNA, 1494 nt
Organism: Ctenocephalides felis (cat flea)
Lineage: Eukaryota; Metazoa; Arthropoda; Insecta; Siphonaptera; Pulicidae
Product: alanine--glyoxylate aminotransferase 2, mitochondrial-like
Exons: 11
Coding region: 1-1494 (497 amino acids)
Biological process (GO): glyoxylate catabolic process
Cellular component (GO): mitochondrion
Molecular function (GO): L-alanine:glyoxylate transaminase activity; pyridoxal phosphate binding
Source: RefSeq, a predicted model, not a curated record